AAGCAUAGAUAUAUAAAUAUAGUUCCAAAAGCAUUUUCAGAUUUAGAAAUGAGAGAGAAAUAAAAUGACCGAAACUUCCGGGUUUUCUUUUCUCCUUUCACUUUAAGAGUCCUGCCUGUCAAAACAGUUAUUUGGCCUUUUGUAUCGGAUCACCGGCGGUGUCAGGAAAACGUGAAAGUGUUUAGGAUCGGGUACUAAUGAGAAUGAGGAUGAUGAUGAGGAUGAAGGAGACGGGCAUCGGUUUCGUUUUGAGGGGAUGAAGAUAACAGAUGACUGUUUCCUCAUUGAGGGACGUGCAGUCUGUUCGGCUUCGCUUCAUUCUUAAUACGAGCUGCCGUUUUCAGUUCAAGGAUUAUGAGCAAUGAAGUAACAGGUCGACGGAUCUGCUCUGAUCUUCUCUAUCAGAUACACACACGCUUUUGGAUGAUCGGAGGGGAUCGGAAAUAAACCAUCAUGAGGAGUCGGAGCAAUUCAGGAGUGCGGCUGGAUGCGUUUGCGAGACUCGUCCAUGAGACCAUCCUGUGCUAUCAGAAUCCAGUGACAGGUCUGCUCCCGGCCAGUGCACAGCAGAAAGAUGCCUGGGUCAGGGACAAUGUUUACAGCAUCAUAUCAGUGUGGGGUCUGGGAAUGGCCUAUCGCAAGAAUGCGGAUCGUGACGAGGACAAGGCCAAGGCCUAUGAGCUUGAACAGACUGUGGUGAAGCUGAUGCAGGGACUGCUGCAGUGCAUGAUGCGACAGAUGGAUAAGGUGGAGAAGUUUAAAUACACACAGAGCACCAAUGACUGUCUGCAUGCCAAGUACGACAUGUCCACCGGUGCGACAGUGGUUGGGGACGACCAGUGGGGACACUUGCAGGUAGACGCCACGUCAUUGUAUCUGCUGAUGCUGGCACAGAUGACGGCUUCUGGUCUGCGCAUCAUAUCGAACCUGGACGAAGUGGCCUUCAUACAGAACUUGGUGUUCUACAUUGAAGCUGCUUAUAAAGUCGCUGAUUAUGGCAUGUGGGAGAGAGGAGACAAGACAAACCAGGGGAUUGCUGAAUUAAAUGGAAGCUCUGUUGGAAUGGCAAAGGCUGCUUUGGAAGCCAUUGAUGAACUUGACUUGUUUGGAGCUCAUGGAAGCCCCAAAUCUGUCAUCCAUGUUCUGCCAGAUGAAGUAGAGCAUUGCCAGUCAAUCUUAUGCUCCAUGCUGCCUCGAGCCUCUACAUCGAAGGAGAUCGAUGCCGGUCUGCUCUCGGUUAUUUCCUUCCCUGCCUUUGCAGUCGAGGAUGCCGACCUGGUCAACAUCACCAAGGGCGAGAUCAUCUCCAAGCUGCAAGGGCGUUAUGGGUGCUGUCGGUUUAUUAGAGACGGCUACAAGACUCCAAAAGAGGACCCAUCUCGGCUUCAUUACGACCCAGCGGAGCUGAAGCUUUUUGAGAAUAUUGAAUGUGAAUGGCCUGUUUUUUGGACUUAUCUCAUACUGGAUGGUGUUUUCAACAGUGAUCAUGUGCAGGUGCAGGAAUACACAGAGGCUCUGGAGGGUGUCUUGAUCCGAGCUAAACAUGGCAUCCGGCUGAUGCCUGAGCUUUACGCUGUACCAACUGACAAGGUUGAAGACGAGUACAGAAACCCUCACAGUGUGGACCGUGUAGCUACAGGCCAGCUGCCUCACUUAUGGGGACAGUCUCUCUACAUCCUGAGCAGCCUGCUAGUCGAGGGCUUUCUUGCUCCUGGAGAGAUUGAUCCUCUAAACAGAAGGUUCUCGACAAACUUCAAGCCAGAUGUUGUUGUCCAAGUCAGUGUAGUAGCAGAGACGGAGGAGAUCCAGGCACUGCUGAGAGAUCAUGGGGUUGAGGUGCAGACUGUAUCAGAGGUUAAACCCAUCCGAAUCAUGCCAGCUCGCAUUCUGAGCCACAUCUACGUCAAGCUGGGAAGCUGUAAGAGGCUGAAUUUGACAGGACGGCCGUAUCGACACAUUGGGGUUUUAGGGACGUCCAAGUUCUAUGAGAUCAGAAAUCGUACCUACACUUUUACCCCGCAGUUUAUUGACCAGCAUCAUUUCUACCUGGCUCUGGAUAAUCAGAUGAUAGUGGAAAUGCUGAGGACCGAGCUGGCCUACCUCUCUUCCUGUUGGCGUAUGACCGGGAGACCCACACUCACUUUCCCAAUUACACAAAGCAUGCUGGUGGAGGACGGUGAAAGCAUCGAUCCUUGUAUCUUGUCUACGUUAAGAAAGAUCCAGGACGGUUAUUUUGGUGGAGUGAGAGUUCAGAUUGCAAACCUUUCCACGUUCCUCACUACCUCCUUCCACACAAAGCUCAGCUUCAUGGAUGCUGAUUCAGAAGAGAACCUUGAAGAUGAGGAUGAGGAUGAAGAGGAGGACUACGAUGAAGAUGAAGACAUUAAAGUUCACAGCUUUUCCAGCAGUGAAGAUCCCAAAGAUGUGCUUGACCAGUACUUCGACCACCUCCUGCAGAGCACAGCCACAACAUCGCAUCUUCCUGCCAUCCAGAAGGGGCAAGAGCAUGUUUUCAGUGCUGAGCACACCACCAGGGACAUCCUGACACUCAUGGCUCAGGUUCAGGGCAAGAACAUGCCUAAAGCGUCUAUGUAUUUACCUGUGGUUCCCACCAUGAACAAACACAGGAAGUCUCUGAACCUGCUGGAACUCCCACAGCAUCAACACCACACUCCUCAACCACACCACAAGGCUCCCGCUCCAGACCUUCACUUGCCCCGUGACGCUCAAGGCAACACAGACUUUGCCGCACUCGUGAGUCACCUGAAGGAAUGCCCCACUUUACAGGACCAAGCUGAUAUUCUUUACAUUCUCUAUGCUAUGAAAGGUCCCGAGUGGAUGGUGAAUAUAUCGGGGCAGAAAGAAGCCACAGUGCGCACCCUGCUCGAGGAGCUCUAUGUCAAGGCUGGAGCCUAUAAAGAGUGGGGUCUUAUUCGCUACAUUUCGGGCAUUUUAAAGAAGACGGUGGAGGUCUUGGCUGAGGCCUGUACAGAUCUGAUCUCACAUCAGAAGCAGCUAACUGUGGGUCUUCCUCCCGAGCCAAGGGAGAAAGUCAUCACUGUUCCUCUCCCUCCUGAAGAACUGAAUAAGUUGAUCUACGAAGCCAGCGGUCAGGAUAUAAGCAUUGCAGUACUUACCCAGGAAAUCAUGGUGUACCUAGCGAUGUACGUGCGCUCCCAGCCGAAUCUGUUCGGAGACAUGCUGCGUCUGAGGAUAGGCCUCAUCAUGCAGGUGAUGGCCACCGAGCUGGCUCGUAGUCUUCAGUGCUCAGGUGAGGAGGCAUCUGAAGGUCUGAUGAACCUCAGUCCAUCAGACAUGAAAAAUCUGCUUCACCACAUCCUGAGUGGUAAAGAGUUUGGAGUGGAGAGGAGCGUGCGUCCCUCCGAAUCGUCAGCCACCAGCUCGGCAAUAUCCAUCCAUGAGCUCGGACACACAGGAGCUACCAAAACUGAACGCACAGGCAUCAGGAAGCUGAAGUGUGAAAUCAAACAGCUGGAUGACUCCAGACCAAUCAGCAUCUGCACCGGCACUUAUUCCACGGGCAGUAAUGUCACGUCCCCCCGCUCUACGAGGUGUAGCAGUCCUUCUACCCCCAGUGGCAUCAUGUCACCCACAGGUACCGGAGACUCACGUCUGCAGUGGGAAGAGCGCCAGGGCCAGUGGCUGAGGAGACGCCGUCUUGAUGGCGCUAUUAACCGAGUGCCCAUGGGCUUCUACCAGAAAGUGUGGAAGAUCCUGCAAAAAUGCCAUGGCCUCUCAAUCGCAGGAUACGUUCUGCCUUCUUCUACCACCCGAGAGAUGACUGAGGGAGAGAUCAAGUUUGCUGUGCACGUGGAAUCCGUGCUGAACCACGUUCCUCAGCCCGAGUACAGGCAGCUGUUAGUGGAGGCCAUCAUGGUGCUCACCCUGGUGGCAGAUUUGGAGGUCCCCAGCAUCGGUGGAAUUAUUCACAUUGACCGGAUUGUUCAGAUGGCAAACGAAUUCUUCUUGCAGGACCAGAAAUCGAACGGGGCCAGUGAGUUUUUCUUGGAGAAAGAUUCCGCCACAGGAAUCUGCAACUUCUUCUACGACAGCGCCCCCAGUGGCAGCUACGGCUCAAUGACUUAUCUGUCCAAAGCCGUGGUCGUGUACGUUCACGACUUCCUCCCCGGUGGCAGCUGUCUGAUGCAGUGAGAAGAGCAGCUCCAGGAACCUCACCGUCAAACUGGGACCAGUGAAUUUAACAGCAGUCCUGCCUUUCACAGCUGUCAGGGUUGGCAGCAGAACAGAGAGUGCUAGAUAUUCCUAAAAAGCAAGAAUUAGAUCAUUUUAGACCACUGUGAAGCUGAUUUGAAUUAUUUGAUCUAUAUUAUUAAUUAGCAUAUACUAUUAUAAUAUGGUAUUUAUUUGAAAAUUGUUAGCCUACAUACAGGAAUUACCUUUCAUUUUAAAUAUUUAAUAAUUUAUUGUUUUACUCAAGAAUUCCAUAAUUUAAUGAAAUGCAAACAGCGACCAGUAACCCAUAAUACUGUAUUAUGGUUAAAAAAAAAACACAAAAAAAAAAAACACACUAUACCUCCAUGUAUAUUUUCUGUUAUAUUGCUCUCUCUUUAUAGUUAUCACUGCAUGUACCAAAUGUUUGUUUUAGCACUUAUUGCUUAACGAUAUAACACUACAACGCAGCCUUGCAGCCGACUGAUAUCUUUUGAUGUAUUACACCAAUGAGAAUAGAGCAGUAUAAUUGAUCUGGUAUAAUUGUACUGUAUUUUUGGGGCAUGUUUACAUGAAAAGUUACACUGAGAUGAAUGUUAAACCAGAUUUGACUAUGUACUGUACAUCACUUAGUACCAUGCAUUGUUUCCUAUAUUUGGAGAAUACUGCUGAGAGGAACAGGGAACAAUACAGUAAUUUCUUCCUUCUGAGAAAACGGCAUGUUUAUGUAAACUCGUUCGCUGAUUUGUUCAUAAGCUGAUUUUCCCUCUAAACUGUACAUUCUCAGACAUCACAGCUUCAUAUCUCAUAUCCGUUUAGUCAAAGAUUUGUGGUUAUAUUUAAUUGCACAACAUUUAAUAUAAUUAAACCGAGUGUAUACAAUAUGUUUAAUAGAGAUCUUGCACAUCAAUGUAUUUAUUUUCUUUUUUUUAAAUCACACACUUAGCCAGCAUGUCAAUAAGGACAUUUGUAGACCUUCUCAUUCAUGCAGUUAUGUGAAAGCAGUGCAACAGACAGUGUUCAUGGGAACAAUAAGAAUGAGGGGAGAUAUAAAAAAAAAUGCCAUUCGAAAAAAAAAAACUCUCUUAUUAGAAGUCAUUGAAUAGCUGUUUUAGGCACUGAAGUCUAUUGUACUAUAAGUUAAGUUGUUUCUCACUGUACUGUUUUACUGAACUAGAACUUUGAAAAUAAAACCAUUAGUUAAGCAGA
Molecule: messenger RNA, 5400 nt
Organism: Silurus meridionalis
Lineage: Eukaryota; Metazoa; Chordata; Actinopteri; Siluriformes; Siluridae
Gene: phka2
Product: phosphorylase kinase, alpha 2 (liver)
Exons: 32
Coding region: 454-4173 (1239 amino acids)
Biological process (GO): glycogen metabolic process
Cellular component (GO): phosphorylase kinase complex
Molecular function (GO): calmodulin binding
Source: RefSeq, a predicted model, not a curated record